Messenger RNA from Paramuricea clavata, 4678 nucleotides. The record is from the annotation of a GenBank genome assembly. NCBI's taxonomy places the organism in Eukaryota, Metazoa, Cnidaria, Anthozoa, Malacalcyonacea, Plexauridae.
CUAUUACUUUACGUAAUUGUUUCAUUCAUGAUUUAGUCUGACCGUGCCGUUCAAUUGUUCUUGGAGACUGAGGCGAAUAAUAGCAACUACUACACGGAUUCAUUGAGGUGCGUGAGCUGAACUCUCUCAAAGGCUUGUACGAAUUUGAUUGGCUAAUCGUGUAGAUUAAAUGCAUCGGAUUGGUUAAUAUCUGAACCUCUCUAAUAACAUUUACAAUUUUUAAAUAACAUCAAAUCUGAACCUCUCUAAUAACAUCAACAAGUACAAUUUUUAAAAAUCCGUAACUCGGUGUGUUCAAAUUCCCCGGAACAAAAGUGAUCUUAAAAAUCUAGUGACUAUUUUACUUUCUUUGUAGGGCAUGUUUAGUGGCUGCUAUACGAUCAUCAGGUGCUUCUCAGAGCACCAUCAAGUUAGUGGCGACGAAUCUCAUCGCUAAUGGAAAGCUUGACGGUAAGAUUAAAAUUCUACACAUGCAUGACCGUCGUAUACUAUAUAUAUAGAAACCUGCUGAUGUUUGCGAUGAAAACCAGUCGUGGCGUACCUUUAUUCAAAAAUUACCUCAUUUCCGCUUUAUCAGCACCUAAAACAAGCAUGUUAGUCUACUACCGGGUUUUCUGAGGAACAUUGAGUUUUCAGCUCAAAUUCAAUUUCCAGCCCAAAUUCAAUGCAUUCAUGCUUGUGAUUGCAUACACAGCGACCGUUGUUUCGAGAUGGAUGAGGCAUGAUUACAAAAUCUUGAACUUCACAACUUUAAUAAAGUCCUCUCAGGAAGCACCGAAAAUGCUCUUCUGAGAUUUCGGAAACCCCCCCCCCCCCCUGGUUGAGCCCCAAAAUAGUGAGCUUAAGCAAGUGACGUUUUUGACAACACGGACGUCGACCGGAAGUAAAGUUGAUGUUUUUCACCAAUCACAGCCCUUGACCCAGUCUUCUGAUUUAUUUAGAGGGUGUUCAGUUGCUAUGCAUGAUAGAUAAAGGUUUGGACGCCUGUCGUUAUUUACAGACGUACGGGAAAUGGGACCAGGCAGCCUGGUUGGCGAAGGUUUGUCAUUCGGAUUAAUUUAUAUCAAAAUUGCUACUUGUUUAACCAUAGUUAAUAGAAAGUUUAACGUGUGUUUAACUUUUUAAUCUAGAAUUCGAAGGGUAAUGAUAGGGGCCGGGGGAAACUACAUUCCCGGCAAAAAUUAUUGUGGACAGCGCGCAUGGAAAUGGAAUACCUGCCUUGCCCAAUACAUACGUGCAAAAACAGCGAGCUUUAAGUUCCCCACGCACAAUUGUACUACUAACGCCCCUAUAGGUUUACAGAGACCCAAAAUUUUCCUUUCAAUGUAUUCAUACAAAAUACCGUUUUGUUUUUCAUCAGGCUACACUGGAUUACAAUGAUUGUGCAGAGGUGAUGCGAAGAUGGAUUGAGCAUCUUUCCGGGACUCAGAUCAGUCAACAAGUAUGUUGUGCCAAAAUUUACUCUGGUUUCUGUGUUUCCGCUUUUGAUUUUGUUAAAAUUGUGCUCUGGUUCUGGCUUUUUUCAGCUUAAUAAUGUUGUGCUUUGUUCUUUGUUCUAAUAUAGAGUCGUGGAUUGUUACUUUGCAUCUCCCUUGGACAGUUCAAGAAGGCUUUGCUCAUGGUCUUUGGGUAAGCGUUUUAAAAUAGGUACGCUACGCGUACAAGCCAAGUUAUCAUUAUUGUUCACUGUAGUUUUCUGUAAAGUGUAGCUCAUGUUGUUUACGUUAGUAUUGCUCAAUUCCAGAUUAGGACGUGGACGCAUAUAAGUGAAACUAGUUCAUAACUGAGGCCUGUUUUAGACCUCGAAUUUCCGUAGAAUUUAAUUCGUUGAAUUUAAUGGUUACUGGUAUGAAUAUUACUCGACAGAAAUUUAAGGUCAAUUUUGUCAAUUAUUCGACAAAACCUGUUAAAUACUUAAUGUGCUGGGUGGAAUAAUACCAUUUAAAACGUCAACUACUCUCGAAUUAAAAAAUCAGCAGCAUUAUAAAUUCAACGAAUAAACUUUGACGGAAUUUCGACGUCUAAAACAAGCCUUAAACUCACUAGUCACUAUACUUAACCUCAAAGACUCGAACUGGACUCAAUACCAGGGUGCUCAUAUAUGUAGGCACCAUGCUCAAUCUUGAACCUGAACUCAAUACAGUGUUUCGAUGUAACCCACCAUGCAGCGCUGAUGAAAUAAAUUACUUCAUUUUCAGGAUGCGUUUCUUUGAUCGUGCCGCUUUGUUUGCCGAGGCUUGUUUAGAAUAUGGUCUGUUGCCUACAGAUGACAGUUCUGUGUGUAUCCUUUUGAGCCCAUGUUACGCGAGCCAAUGUUGUUGCAACUUGCAAAAACGCACUCGGUAGCUACUUCAUCUUGCACGGAUACUUUUUAUCCAAAAUAAUAGUGUGCAUAAUAGCUAGGGGAGAAGGGAGGGGGCAGUGUUCCAGGAAAACAGGGGCCUAGGUCUCUAUAAUCACUAAUAAAGUUUAUUAAACUAUCAAACAUUAAACAUCAAACAGGAUCUAAGAUCUUAUGCCAGAAAAUUGUUGAAAUUAAAUUGAUCUGAUUAAAUCAGAGUAUAUCAGAGUGUAAUAAGCACAAAUGUAGAUUGGAUUUGAUAAGGAGGUUAGCACAAUCAUGCACGCCCUUCCCUUUUAUAUUCAGUGUAAAUACCAAAAGGUUCACAGUAUUGUCCUUAAUCCAUACCACAGCUUUGCUACUGGAAUCAGUGUUCACAGAAUACGCUCGAUACCUGUAUGCCAUCGGUUUAAUAAAUGCAGCGAAAUAUUAUUGCACCAAGGGAGGACAGGAAGGCAAACGACUUCUCGAAGAUAUAUCCUGAAGUGACGUAUACAGACAUACACUAGAGUAGUCUGCGCGCCUUUAAAUUAUGCUUCCGCGAGAACACGGGAGAUUUGACCAAAAUCGCCUGUCUCAGGACAAAACGGGUGUUUAAUGCCAUACAGGUGCACGGGCUAGCUUGUUUUGCCGAGAUCCGAGAUUGUUAUGAGUUUCUUCUUGCGCUUGUAUGGGAACCGUCCAACCUCGUACCUAGGAUUCUCUUUGUGCUGGCCGCGAGCUGAAGACCUGCACAAAGAGAACCCUGGGUACGAGGUUGGGAACCGUCUCGCAUAACCGAGAUCUCGCUUUGCGCUGCCAAGGAUCUCGGGUCCGGCUGGAUGUUUCCCAUUUAACAGCAAUUAUCAUUUAUCCUAUUUUGACUUGCGCUAUUGUUACCAUUACCCAAUGGACCUUUCCCCUUAUAACUAAAAUUUUGAUCUAGACAAAAAUUUCAUAACAGCUUGAAAGAGCAUCACAAAAUUAGUAUUAUUCCAAAGUUUCGUUGUGAAAUGUUGUAAAAUGCGGAUAAUAUAGCCUUGCGGAAUUUUCCGUUUUUCAGUAAUUUUGUAUUACGCACGGGAAAUUGACAGCCCAAUCGGGUGUUGGGGAAUCAAUUUCCUGUUUGCAAUACAAAAUGACUGAAAAUUGCAAAUUUCGCAGGGCUUUAUUAUCCGCAUUUUACAACAUUUCGCAACGAAACUUUGGAAUAUUACUAAAUUUGUGAUGCUCUUUCAAGCUGUGAUGAAAUUUUUGUCUAGACUUGUCUAGAUCAAAAUUUUAGUUGUAAGGGGAAAGGUCCAUUAAAUACGUUUAAUCUAAAGCCUGGGUCGUAAACAUUGAGUCACGAUCUUUCUCAUAGUGAUCAUAACUAGAGAAUACUUAUGAUUUACAUGUAGUUUACAAGUAUAAACGUUCGUACAACCACGACACCAGCAUUUGUAUAUUGACAAACUACUUUCAUCCGUUUCCGAUAAGACGUUUGUAUGCAUCACUGAAAAGCUCCUUUAUCGGGUAUAAUUCCAUGCGCCAAAAUAUGUGGACGCCUUUUUGCGGGGUAUUAGGCGAAUUAGGCUACAUCCAUGUGUCUACAAGAUAUCUACUGGUGUUCUAUAUGUGUAGAUUAUCUACAUAUAUAGAACACACAUUUUGGAAGCUUUUCAUAAGGUAUAGGCAUGAGAAUCUUGAGUUCGGAAUACAAUUUUCAUCCUGCGAACUAAUUUUUGAUGUUCAGCAAAAUUUUCCCCUUUCGCGUUCCGUUCAAUAUUGACGGAAACGGCAUCUCAUCUCGAGCACCAGACGAUGCUACACGUUGGUGGGAAACCCCUAGAAACAUGACCACAACACUGCUAAAUUUGGGUUAAUUAAUAAAACGUUCUUGCCUUAAGGAAGUGGCGACGUGGGAAAUCCCUCCAUGGUUUUUACUCUGCCAAACAUCAGACAAUUUUUCUGGUCGGUAGAAAUUCCUAGGAGUGGGCAUGGGUCGAUUUCCACAUAUGUGUCUCUCAAAGGCUGGUCGGCUCUUGUGCAUGCUCGGAGCCAAAUACCAUUAUACCAUUGAAAAAGUAGCUAAGAUCUACCAAAAGAGCAACUUUUUUGUAGAAACGAAGCACAAAAUGGUUAUAGUUUAUCACUGUGACUGUAUAAUUGGCUGGUUUCAUAAAUUCUGAUUGGCUAGAAUUAUAACCCGGUUAUUUCAGACAAUAAAUACAAUCGAAUAUGCAAUCAAACUGCAAAAAUACUUCUUUUUUUUAAAUAAUCAACGCAAUUUUCGUAAAAUUCUCGUAAACUGCGAAGAGGCCAAGAAGAAGCCAUCCUAGAAUGAAAAUAAGCCAAAAAGGAUACCUCUUUCUCAGG